Molecule: messenger RNA, 2147 nt
Organism: Juglans regia (Persian walnut)
Lineage: Eukaryota; Viridiplantae; Streptophyta; Magnoliopsida; Fagales; Juglandaceae
Exons: 2
Coding region: 1196-1729 (177 amino acids)
Biological process (GO): regulation of DNA-templated transcription
Source: RefSeq, a predicted model, not a curated record
AAUUCAUUGUGGGCAUCUGAACAUUUUGCUUGAAAGCUGGAACUAUAUAGAGGAAUUGGGAGCCUCGAACUUUCCAAGGCGUAGCCAAUUUAUCUGAAGUCUAUUUUCUACCAUUUAUCUCAUUUUGCUAUUUUUACAUGUUCAUAACUUCCCUUUCCUGUGUUCUUCCAUCUACUCUUUCAUUGAGGAUCAUAACAAGUGGUAUCCAGAGCCACCGAUUCUUCAUGGGUGUGGUACGAUUAAAUAAAGAGCAAUUGGUGUUGCUGGAAAAGAUUUUGGAGAAAUUAGAGUAGAUGACAUAAAGACUCGAUGAAAUGCAACAAAAUUGAAAGUGGAUGCAGGAAUCUUGGGUGCAAUGGUAAGACAAGGAAAAUGAAGAAGAAAGCAUAGUAGAGGUGGAAGAAAUACAGAAAUCGAUAAUGCAGGAAGAAAAUGAAUAGACAUUAGUAGUUUCAAUGGAAAAUUGCUUGGUAAGGGAAGACCAAGCUGUGGUGGAGGGAGUAGAAAAGGCAACUACGAAAUCUGUGGCAGUGUUCACGGAAGUCGUUCUCAAAGAGAUCCCCAAAGAAAUGAUCCCAUCCGUCUGUAGAAAUUCAAACCCAGUGAUUAGGAUCAUGGUCAUUCUCUACAAUUCACGGCAUUCACCACAAAGAACCAGCCAACUUAGGUACUACAAAAAUCUAGAAGACAGCUCAACCACAUCUUGACUCUCUCGUUCUAGGGGACCUGAGAUAGAUCCAGGGAAGGGAACAUGACUCGUAUGCAUCCCCCUUGGCCAAAAUGCAACUCUUUGUCUCUGUUUGUGUGUCGGCUUGGGAUAAUUCGGGUCUUUUUGGCCAUGGAUGACCCCAACAAAUCCCAAACCCCAGCCGCAACGCAACAGUAUGGGGUGGAGUCACUGGUGGUUGGACAACAUCAAACCCACAAAGAAAUGGUGGCGUUACAUGAGGAAUUUCCAGAUUUCUCCGUUCUUGCUUUCAAUUUCUGCAAGGGUGAGAAACAGAGCCAAUUUGCGGGAAUAUUAUGCGAGGAUGAGGUUACCAUCAUGGACUAUCCAUGACAGUAUGAGGGCUAUCCCUUCCUUCCACUGUCUUUGAUUCAACAUCUUCUUUGUGUUUGUGAGAGUUGGCUUUCACUUGGAAAUCAGCAGAAUAUUAUUCUUCUCUAUUGUGAGAGAGGGUGUUGGCCACAUCGCAUGAAGUCUGUCUCCAUGGCGAAGUUUACUUUACAAGAAAUUGAAGCACUUCAAAACGAUGGUAACCAGCGUGCACCAGAGUUGUUUGAUAAAAAGCCUGGAAAAACCCUUGCUGAUGGGGACUUAAUAAAUUCUGAGUACUUGAAGUGGGGAAAUGAAGCUAAAGAGUUAGGCGGUACUCUCAGUGGUAACCACAUUUUCCUUAUCUCUAAUUUCACUUCCUACCGAGAUUUGAGUGCAAAGUAUACCAUUGAAAACAUUUUUGAGAUAUUUGAAGCCCUUCAUUUUCCUCUUGUAACCCUUGGUGGAGGACCAUGGAAAAAUCUCACGAUUGAGUUUGCCGAGAAUAUUAAGGGGGUUGCAUUUAGCAAACAUUUGAUACACUUGCAUUCUUACAAUGGGUCAAUUGAUCGACGGCAGCUUUCAGAAAGUGAUGCUCACGUUGGUGGUGUGAAUGACUUGGCAUUCUCACACUCAAAUAACCAAUUGUGUGGGGUAACUGGUGGAGUUGAUAAAUUAAUCAAGGAAAAUUAAGGCUUGGUUGUAUGACCAUAUGGGCUCCAGGGUUGACUAUGAUGCACCUGCACAGGGGUGCACUAGAAUGCUCUACAGUGCUGAUGGAAGCAUACUAUUCUCUUGUGGAACAAGUAAAGAUGGCGACUCUUUCCUAGUUGAAUGGAAUGAAACUGAAUGAGCAAUAAAGAGGACAUAUUCUGGAUUUUGAAAAAUAUCUGUUGUUAAAAACAUUCCUUAUGAGAAAUAUUUUUUUGCUCACUAUCUGUUUGACAUAUUGUCACUUAAAUGGUUUUUGAGCCAUUUGAUAGAGGAAAGGAAAGAAACCCUUGUGGAAAGAGAUUGUGAUGGCCAAGGUUCUGUCUGGUGGAAUCAAUUUAGUUUUCAUUCCCUAAAUCAUAGCCGACCACAUUUGGUGGAAUUUAUUGACUCUGAUGAG